Molecule: messenger RNA, 1918 nt
Organism: Sciurus carolinensis (gray squirrel)
Lineage: Eukaryota; Metazoa; Chordata; Mammalia; Rodentia; Sciuridae
Gene: Stk25
Product: serine/threonine kinase 25
Exons: 11
Coding region: 406-1404 (332 amino acids)
Biological process (GO): protein phosphorylation
Molecular function (GO): ATP binding; protein kinase activity
Source: RefSeq, a predicted model, not a curated record
GAGAACCGCGCGCCCGCCACGACGCCCCCCGCCGCCGUCGCCGCCGCCUUCUCGCGGGCUGCGGGGCCUGGGCGUUCCGGGCGACCGAGGCUGCGCUGGGAACCCGCGGGCACUGCGGAGCGGGCCGGGAGGCCGGGAUGGAGCCCCCCGGAGCACUCUCGUGUGGAUCCUGAGGAGCUCUUCACCAAGCUUGACCGCAUUGGCAAGGGCUCGUUUGGGGAGGUGUACAAGGGCAUCGACAACCACACCAAGGAGGUGGUGGCCAUCAAGAUCAUCGACCUGGAGGAGGCCGAGGAUGAAAUUGAGGACAUCCAGCAAGAGAUCACGGUGCUCAGCCAGUGUGACAGUCCCUACAUCACCCGCUACUUUGGUUCCUAUCUUAAGGGCACCAAGCUUUGGAUCAUCAUGGAGUACCUGGGCGGAGGCUCUGCUCUGGAUCUGCUGAAGCCAGGCCCCCUGGAGGAGACCUACAUCGCCACCAUCCUGCGGGAGAUUCUGAAGGGCCUGGAUUAUCUGCACUCAGAGCGCAAGAUCCAUCGGGACAUCAAAGCUGCCAACGUGCUGCUGUCGGAGCAAGGCGACGUGAAGCUGGCGGACUUCGGGGUGGCAGGGCAGCUCACAGACACGCAGAUCAAGAGGAACACGUUCGUGGGCACUCCCUUCUGGAUGGCCCCUGAGGUCAUCAGGCAGUCGGCCUAUGACUUCAAGGCUGACAUCUGGUCUCUGGGCAUCACGGCCAUUGAGCUUGCCAAGGGGGAGCCACCCAACUCCGACCUGCACCCCAUGCGUGUCCUGUUCCUGAUCCCCAAGAACAGUCCGCCCACGCUGGAGGGCCACCACAGCAAGCCUUUCAAGGAGUUCGUGGAGGCCUGCCUCAACAAGGACCCCCGAUUUCGGCCCACCGCCAAGGAACUGCUGAAGCACAAGUUCAUCACUCGCUACACCAAGAAGACCUCCUUCCUCACUGAGCUCACUGACCGCUACAAGCGCUGGAAGUCUGAGGGUCAUGCUGAGGAGUCCAGCUCUGAGGACUCCGACAUUGAUGGUGAGGCUGAGGACGGGGAACAGGGCCCCAUCUGGACGUUCCCCCCAACCGUCAGGCCCAGCCCACAUGGCAAGCUGCACAAAGGGACUGCCCUGCACGGCUCACAGAAGCCUGCAGAGCCGGUCAAGAGACAGCCAAGGUCCCAGAGCCUGUCCACGCUGGUCCGGCCUGUCUUUGGAGAGCUCAAAGAGAAGCACAGGCAGAGUGGUGGGAGUGUGGGUGCCCUGGAGGAGCUGGAGAACGCCUUCAGCCUGGCGGAGGAGUCCUGCCCUGGCAUCUCGGACAAGCUGGUGGUGCGCCUGGUGGAGAGAGUGCAGAGGUUCUCACACAGCAGGAACCACCUGUCCUCGACCCGCUGAGCACCGCGCUGCCCUUGGUGGAGAGCAGGUGCUUGUUCUGUGCUGCACGGGAAGGGCCCUGGAGCUGUGCAGUGACUGAGCGCACGCCAGCCUGCUGGCCUCACAAGCUGUCCCCUCCCUCCUCCACACCAGGUCCCCCUCCCUCCGCUGGCCUGCCUGAAGCUACGCCCAGCAAGCAGAAAGCCCCUGGAGACUGGGCAGCCAGCGGGCCGUCUUGGCCAUUUAUCAGGCUUCCCUCCACACAGCCCUGGGUGGCCACACCAAGGAGCAGAGUAGCCGUCAGCCGUCUGCCUCCUUCCCCCUCGGGUUGGGAGGAGGUGACCGGGCACCCAGCCUGGGACACCGUCUGUGGGGUCAUGUGACCCAGACCUGCCUGGCAUUGGGCAGGCGCCAUCUCCUUGUGAGUACUGUGUCAUCAGAUGUGUUGUUUGUAAGAAGACAGUUUCUUGCUCCCUCAGUGCUGUGAGGGUGUGUGUGGAAGGCCGUGCCGCGCUCAAUAAAGACCUGGCCUAGA